UAGGUUUAAGCUACAGCAGCGCCAUUUUGACAGUCGCAUUCCCCAUACUUGUUAAAAAUACAACUAAUAGCUAGGCUGUAUGAGCUUAGAGCCCUUUGUUUUCAAGAAAAUUACUACUACUUCCGUCUGUCAGUGUCAUUUCAAUAUACUUUGUCAAAAUGGCGUUUAAUUUUCCUGCCUUUUCAUACAUUAUUGCUCUUAUUGUGGACGCCUUUCUCAUAUUCUUCUCUAUAUUUCACGUUAUAGCAUUUGAUGAAUUAAAAACAGACUAUAAAAAUCCCAUAGACCAAUGUAAUAGUCUUAAUCCGCUGGUCCUGCCGGAGUAUUUAUUGCAUCUCUUCAUUAACCUACUGUUUCUUUUAUCGGGAGAAUGGAUAUCUUUAUUAAUAAACAUUCCGUUGAUACUCUAUCAUUUACACAGAUACUAUACAAGGCCGGUGAUGUCAGGUCCUGGUCUGUAUGACCCAACAAGUAUUAUGAAUGCAGAUGUGUUGACCGUUUGUCAACGAGAAGGCUGGAUUAAACUUGCAUUUUACCUGUUAUCAUUCUUUUUAUAUCUAUAUGGAAUGAUUGUAGUGUUGAUUGCUGCAUGAGAGCAAUGAAGUUGAUACUCCAUUUAAAUCGUAAUUUAUUGUUAGUGUCCCUGUGAUUCUAGUGUCAAGCGAACAAGUGGAUUGUGAAUUUUAGGAUUGUGUGAUUGAACAGUAUUUUGGUAAUAAAAUUUCAUAUUUAUUCAACAAAACUGCUUAUUUCCUUCAAUAAAACAUUUUACUUCUUAUUAAAUAUUCUGGUAUAUUGAAACUUAUUUAGUUUAAUAAUUACUUCAAAAAUAUGUAAUUUUUCACUGACAA
Diatraea saccharalis (sugarcane borer) is the source of this 851-nucleotide messenger RNA. Lineage: Eukaryota; Metazoa; Arthropoda; Insecta; Lepidoptera; Crambidae. The record is from the annotation of a GenBank genome assembly.